Molecule: messenger RNA, 1657 nt
Organism: Orbicella faveolata
Lineage: Eukaryota; Metazoa; Cnidaria; Anthozoa; Scleractinia; Merulinidae
Biological process (GO): G protein-coupled receptor signaling pathway
Cellular component (GO): plasma membrane
Molecular function (GO): G protein-coupled receptor activity
Source: RefSeq, a predicted model, not a curated record
GAAAUACAGGAACAAUGUUUAUGUUCUGUGCAGGGACGGAUCCGGCCCGUGGUAUUCUUUUCUUCGCUAGAAAGGACGGAACCCAAGUGAAAAUGGGGGUGAAGAGUGGAGUGAAGGUGGCCCCCUUUACCCCAAUAGGAAAAGGGAGGGGUCCAAAAUUUUCGGUACCCAGCCGCGACGACCAUUACCAUGACGACCGAGCUCUUCCCAUGUCUCCACGUCCGCGGUUUUGCGUGGGUGGGCGAUGAUCUUCUGGACUUCUUUGCAAGCGUCUUCAUUGCAAGUAUUUUCCUUGCCUCCCAGGGUUUCCUUGAAAGCAACUAGCAAAGGAAAAUCUUCAUCUGGAAGCUACACGUGGUUAAUUAGACCCUUCAGUUGCUGUUAAUGGUUCCAACGUAUGCUGGGCACUGAGUAGUCGAACGGCAAGCCAUGAAUUCUACGAAUGCGACGAACACAACUAUUUAUGACGGUGAGUGGGAAGUAUUCAACCGAGUAGAAGCGUUUAUUAUUGUUGCCUUAUCUGUCCUUGCUGUGGUAACAGUUGUCAGUAACGGCGUAUUUCUGUGGACUUUCUACAAAGACCCUCUGAAGUGUCUGCGAACACCUUCUGCUAUUGUGAUCGCUGGUUUAACAAGCGCUAAUUUUCUGACUGGCCUGAUCGUCGAGCCUGUGUUUGUGGCGUUCUAUUUGUGGCAGUACACCGCCGAUGAGGAGGAAUGGGGAGUCUUUUUUCGCUUCGCCCAAGCCUUUUCUUUCGUAACAAUGAACACCUCAUUCCUUCUGAUGUUAGCUCUGGCAAUAAUUCAGUAUUUGCUGAUUAAGUACCCCAGGGUUUACCAAAAAAUUGUCAGCCGCACGAGUGCAGUUUGUGGAGUGAUAGCAAUCUGGAUUUAUGCUAUCUUUUUUGCUUUGUUGCCGGAGAUGUUUCAUGUCGACGGGUUGUCCUACUUCUUGGCCGACAUGAUACUUCAUGUAACAAUGCUGACGAUUGUUCUCGUGAUUCUGUACUUAGCUAUAUACUUUGAGUUUCGUAAGUUAGCUCAACGACAUCGAAAUGCAGAUUUAGGACAAAACACGGAAGGGGAAGGGUCUGUCGUGGAGCCUUCAGAGUCUGAGCAGCAACGCCGUCAGGCCGAAAAGGAUUUUGUCUAUGGAACAUUUAUUUUGACACUUAUUUUGAUCAUAACUGUGUGGCCAUUCUGUAUAUCUCUGUACGUAACGAUUUGCUGCUUCUCAAUUGAAGCGUAUAUUGCAGUGGUGGUCACGCAGCUUUUCUUGCUGUGGAAGUUUGCAAUGGAUCCGUUCGUGUUUGCAUGGCGUCUACGGAAGUUCAGAAAGUCACUGGUGCUUGCCAUUCAGGGAAGCUGUCUCUGUCCCAAGACAUCAACACUGGGAGCUAUGUAUGUCAGAGAAGAGGCAGCAGCCAGUCCUAGACUAGAGGUUGAUGAUGAGGAUGUGGAUGUGACUUUUGUAGAUAACACAGAUGCAGCAGAGCAGCAGUAAAACUGUAGGUGUAGUGGAAUCCUGAUUUCUUCCCAGACGGAAGGGGGGAGGGGCUCCCAUAUAGAAGGGAAGGGGAUGUUUGUCGGAAAUUUUGAAAAGAACCCCUAAGAGGCACCACAAUCCUGUUUUAUGGGCAUGGCUUGAAAUUUUUACC